Molecule: messenger RNA, 488 nt
Organism: Camelina sativa (false flax)
Lineage: Eukaryota; Viridiplantae; Streptophyta; Magnoliopsida; Brassicales; Brassicaceae
Source: RefSeq, a predicted model, not a curated record
AAAGCAAAGAGCCUAAAGAUGAUGAAGGGAAGCAAGUCAUACACGGAGUAUUCAUCAUCUUUCUCAACGGAUGAAUUUGGUUAUGAUCAGAACCGCUCAAACUCCUAUAACUUUAAUGGGCCUUGCAUCAACACAGAUCCGGAGAUGAAGAGGAAGAAGAGAGUAGCUUCUUACAAUCUCUUUGCCACGGAAGAAAAGCUCAAGAGUACUCUCAAGAACAGUUUCAAAUGGAUCAAGAACAAGUUCUCAGGGGAUGAUAAUAGUAUCCGGUACAACGUCUAGAUUAGUCCACUUUGAUACUUUAAUCUACAUCUUCUUCGAUCUUUCUUUUUAGUUACACUACGACAAGAUCAUAGUGAAACUUAACAUGUAUAUUAAGUGUGUGAGAUUAUGUAUGUGUGUGUGUCGAUAGAUUUGUACGUUACUCAAAUGGAAAUAUAGAUUUUGUCUAUGUGCCAGAAUUAUAAAAUCCAACUUUUAAUUCUUUC